This is a messenger RNA of Stegodyphus dumicola, 2496 nucleotides long. RefSeq lists its product as uncharacterized. NCBI's taxonomy places the organism in Eukaryota, Metazoa, Arthropoda, Arachnida, Araneae, Eresidae. The record is from RefSeq and is a predicted model, not a curated record.
AAUGUGGCAACAAGAGAAGAAAAACGGUGUUGUUUCGGUUUCCUGUUUUUGGCUAAACGAAAGGGCUUGUAAAUUACAUGAAUGUGUGUCUUGAAAUGAUUUCCUGCCGGUCGAUAAUGUUAAUUUUUUUAUAUGAAAAGAAAUUUGUAGAAAAUCUAGAACAUAUGCUAAAAUGAAAGUAAUAUCAUAAUAUUAAUAACAGUUUUCAGUGCAUGAUUGAUGAUGAAUGUUAAUAACAUGAACUAUUCUCCCUUCUUGUUGCAGCGUCUGUCAACUGACUUAAAGGAGAGUUAGGAAAUGUUAAUGAAAAAAAAGGACUUUUGUUCUGAUUUCAUCUCUUCUAAUAGAAAAAUUUUAUUUUGUAUUAUGCAAUGGAACUCUGCAGUUAAAAUAUCUUUUCUGCUGAUGACAUGGCUAGAGCAUUAAAAACAUAUGCGUAAUUAAACACAUCUAUUCAAUAUUUGAUAAACAUAAAAAUUUUUCUAAGAUGGAGCUGCAGCAAAAUGACAAUGAUAUGAAUUGUAUGGAUAAGCUGCAGGAUGACUCAGGUUCUCAGAAGAGUUAUAUGGAAUUAGAACAAACCGAUAACAUACGUUCUGCUACAAAUCAUAUGAAUAAACCUAAUGAUUAUUUAUAUUGUCAACUGACUGAUGAUGUAGAACAUUCUCAUGAUAACACAGGUACUGAUUUGAGUAGCAACACAGAAAUGCCUGAUAAUAAUGUAGGUUCUCAUAAGAAUAAUGUUAUUGGAAAACCUCACAAUAAAGUUGCUUCUCAUAAAAACACUGCAGAAAACCCUCUUGUAUGUGAUGUUUGUGGCAAAAUGUUCAGGUUGAGAAAUAGCUUCACUCAACAUUUGCAUAUACAUACUGGAGAAAAACCUUAUUCAUGUAACAUUUGUGGAAGAAGUUUUAGAGAAAAUAGUAUGCUUUACAAUCAUUAUCUUAACAUUCAUUCUGCAGAGACACCUUAUGAAUGCAAUUUAUGUGAUAAAAAGUUCAAAAGGAAAGCAAGUCUCGAUUUGCAUCUUCGUACGCACAAAGGAGAAAAACCUUACGUAUGUUCCUUCUGUGGAAAGGGUUUCACUUGUAAAAGUUCACUAUCAGUUCAUCAUCGUAUUCAUACUGGGGAAAAACCAUAUGUGUGUGAUAUUUGUACCAAAUCAUUUAGAAACAGGCGUUGUCUAAAAUUGCAUUAUUUUGCUCAUACGAAUGUAGAGCCUCUUUCAUGCCAUCUUUGUAGUGCAAAAUUUAAUAAAGAAAGUGAUUUAACAGCUCAUUACUUGGUUCAUGCAGGGAAAAGGCCACAUAUUUGUGAAACAUGUGGUCAAAGUUUCUACAAAAAAACACAAUUAGUUAAUCAUGCUUUAGUACACACUGGAGAAAAACCUUAUGUCUGCAGUUUAUGCAAUAAACAUUUUAAAACAAAAAGAACACUUUCAAGACAUUGCAUCACUCACACUUCAGGAAAACCUUUUGUUUGUGAAAUUUGUGGUAAAUCUUUCAAAAGGAAGCACACUCUCAAGGAACAUUGUUUAACCCAUGUAGAUGAUAGACCUUUUUCAUGUGAUAUUUGUAACAAAGCUUUUGCAAGAAAAGAUGCCCUCAAAAUACAUUAUAUGACUCAUACAAAGCAAAAGCCAUUUCUGUGUAAUAUCUGCAAUAAGUUUUUUGGAAGAAAAAGCACGCUGAUUGCUCAUCAAAUGACACAUACGAAUGAAAAGGCAUACGAAUGUAAUAUUUGUAACAAGCGAUUCAGUCGUAAAGGUGUUCUCACAGAUCACUAUAAGAUUCACACUGGAGACAAACAACAUGUUUGUGAUUUUUGUGGUAUCAGAUUUAUUCAUAAAUCUUCCCUUACUUAUCAUCGACGUAUCCAUACAGGAGAGAAACCAUAUUUAUGUAAUAUGUGUGGGAGGAAUUCAAGAUCAAAAAAUAAACUCAUUGAGCAUUAUCAAUUACGUCAUCCAGACCACCUUAAUGAUGUACUUGAUGAGCAUCCUCAGUUGGAUAUGGAAGAAAACUUUAAUGAGGAUCUUAGUGAGCAUUUACAGUCAGAUACAGAAAAUAAUAAUGAAAAACUUCCUGAGCAGUCUCAGUUAGCUAUACAAAAGAAUGUUAAUGAUCAAUUAAUUGAACACUCUUAGUUACAUACUGAUGAGAACCCUAAUGAUAAAUUAGCACAACAUUCUUAGUUAUAUGUGGAAGAAAUAUUGUGUGAUGUUUAUGUGAAAUUACUUCUGUUCACUAUAAACUGUCUCCUUCCGAAAAAGUCCACAGUUGAAUUCUAAAUUUUCCACUUACUUACCUUCUUGCAUUUAUGUUAAGAAAAUGCAACAGAUAAAUUGUAAAAAUAUAUUCAAAUGCAAAAGUUAAAUUUUAAAGCAUUGAAAAAUAUGCUGGUUUAUUUUCACAGGUAAUAAAUUUAGGGGUUUCUGCAGAAUAUUUAGAAAAUUCUGUGUAAGCAUAAAGUAAUAAAAAACAUUAAAAUAUAGAA